Penicillium canariense is the source of this 1023-nucleotide messenger RNA. Its product is annotated as sterol desaturase family protein. The record is from RefSeq and is a predicted model, not a curated record. Gene Ontology annotation, molecular function: iron ion binding; C-4 methylsterol oxidase activity. NCBI's taxonomy places the organism in Eukaryota, Fungi, Ascomycota, Eurotiomycetes, Eurotiales, Aspergillaceae. Gene Ontology annotation, biological process: ergosterol biosynthetic process. The transcript has 2 exons. The coding region runs from base 1 to 1023 and encodes 340 amino acids.
AUGGGCGCAUUCCUUUCGGUCCCAUUGCUGUCCUUCCUCCUCGUUCCCACCCUGUCCUCCUACACCACCACCCUCAACCUUCUCUUCUUCUACAUGACAUGGGCCACGUUGGUAUGGUCGCAUACUCCCCUCCGAGUGGAGCUCUUUGGCACAGCCGCGUUUCGACUAUUGUUCUAUGUGAUACCGUCGGCCCUAUUUUUCCUCUUCGACGUGUUGACCCCGUCCGCGGCGGUGGUCGUCAAGGCGCAUGGAGAGGCCGGGCUGCCUGGAGGCAGGAAGCGGCGUAAGCUUCGAUUGAAGGAGUUCAAAAUCGCGGGAUGGGCGCUGCUCAAUAUCCUGUUAAGCCUUGUUAUGCAGGCGGCGGUUGAAUGGCUGUUCGUUCGAGUCUUGCGUCUGCGCAGCGCGAUCAAGGUCUCCGUGACCCUCCCUACUCCAUUCACGAUAUUUCAGGACAUCUCUUUUGGCUUCCUGGGACGAGAGGCCCUAACUUACGUUUUACACCGCUACGCACUGCACCAUCCCAGGUCAUUCCUUACGGAAUAUCACCAAAAGUGGUACCAUGAUCUUCGCACACCGUUCCCUCUGACUGCGCACUACGACCACCCGCUCGUCUACUUAGUAAUCAAGUUCAUCCCGACCUACCUACCAGCCAUAAUCUUCCGCUUCCACAUGCUCACCUUCCUCCUCUACAUAUCGACAAUUUCGAUUGAAGAGACCUUCGCAUACUCUGGAUAUACGUUCAUGCCAACGAGCUUUUUUUUGGGUGGGAUUGCUCGCCGGGUCGAUGUGCAUCUGAUGACUGCAGGGCAAGAGGGCAACUAUGGGCCUUGGGGGAUCUUAGAUUGGAUUUUGGGAACUAGCAUUGGGGACACGGAUAUCGAGGACGAUUUGCGGAAUGAGGCUGAUGAGCAUGCACUUGGGUCAAGGGUUAGGGAUGCGUUAGACGCUUCAAACCGCAAAGUGCAUGUGGAUACGUUGCGGAGGAAUGGAGCUAGUCAGCGGCGGGGGCACGGUAGAGGAUGA